AUGAAAGUCAAAACCAUUUCUCGCUCGGCCGACACCUAUGUCCCCGCCCGAAACACCCAAGAAUCCGCCUUGCCCCGCAACUUGGACCCGGCGCUCCACCCGUUCGAGCGGGCCCGAGAAUACACGCGAGCGGUGACGGCCACAAAGCUCGAAAGAAUGUUUGCGCGUCCGUUUGUGGGCCAGCUCGGCGACGGACACCGUGAUGGUGUCUAUUGUCUUGCCCGCAACUUCCGCACGACAAACCAGGUGGCCUCGGGCUCGGGCGACGGUGUGGUCAAGUACUGGAACAUGACGUCGCGAGCAGAAACGCUCAGCUUCAGAGCACACUACGGCAUGGUGACGGGCCUUUUCGUGUCGCCAGCAGGAUUGCUCUCAUGCGGAGACGACAAGACCAUCAAGUUGUGGUCGUUGGACGUGAACGAGUUUGGCGAAACGGACGACUCCAAAGUCAAGGACGCCGGCUUGCUCAAAACGUUUGGCGGCGAGCACGCCUUCAAAGGCUUGGACCACCAUGUGUCGGACGAGCUUUUCGUCACCGGCGGCGCCUCGGUGCAGCUCUGGAACAUGAGCCGGUCCAACUACGUGGCCAACAUGUCGUGGGGCGCCGAUAACGUCAACAGCGUGCGGUUCAACCGCACGGAAACCAACGUGGUGGCGUCGUGUGGCGCCGACAACUCCAUUGUGUUGUACGACAUCCGUACAAGCACGCCGGUGCAGAAGGUGGUGACGAAUUUCCGGGCCAAUGCGCUCUCGUGGAACCCGAUGGAGGCGUUCCACUUUGCGCUGGGCCACGAGGACCACAACGCCUACUUGUGGGACAUGCGCAACUUGACCAAGAGUCUCAACAUCUACAAGGACCACGUCAGUGCCGUCACGGACCUUGACUUCAGUCCCACGGGCCAGGAGCUUGUCACGGGCUCCUACGACAAGACCAUCCGCCUCUACCGGGCCCGCGAAGGCCACUCGCGUGAUGUCUACCACACCAAGCGGAUGCAGCAUGUGUUUUGCGUGGGCUUCACCACAGACUCGCGGUAUGUGCUCAGUGGCUCGGACGACGCCAACGUGAGGGUGUGGCGGAGCAACGCAUCGGAGCGGUCGAACGUCAAGUCGUCUCGCGAACGCGCCAAGCUCAACUACGACCAGAAGUUGAAGGACCGCUACAAGUACAUGCCCGAGGUGCGCCGCAUUGCCAGACACCGCCACUUGCCUAGUGUGGUGAAGAAGGCGCAGCAGAUCAAGACGGUCGAGCUCCAGUCGUUGAAGCGGCGCGAGGAGAACGCAAGAAAGCACAGCAAGCCGGCGCCUCGCGUGCCCGAGCGCCAGAAACACGUUCGUGGCACGGCCAUCAAGGAGGACGAGGAGCAGUGA
Messenger RNA from Clavispora lusitaniae ATCC 42720, 1368 nucleotides. It is a transcript of the gene SOF1, whose product is annotated as rRNA-processing protein. NCBI's taxonomy places the organism in Eukaryota, Fungi, Ascomycota, Pichiomycetes, Serinales, Metschnikowiaceae. Gene Ontology annotation, cellular component: nucleolus; small-subunit processome. The record is from RefSeq and is a predicted model, not a curated record. Gene Ontology annotation, biological process: maturation of SSU-rRNA from tricistronic rRNA transcript (SSU-rRNA, 5.8S rRNA, LSU-rRNA). Gene Ontology annotation, molecular function: protein binding.